This is a messenger RNA of Cokeromyces recurvatus, 783 nucleotides long. RefSeq lists its product as uncharacterized. The coding region runs from base 1 to 783 and encodes 260 amino acids. Lineage: Eukaryota; Fungi; Mucoromycota; Mucoromycetes; Mucorales; Mucoraceae. The record is from RefSeq and is a predicted model, not a curated record. The transcript has 2 exons.
AUGCGCAAAAAUCGGCACACAUUUACAAUAAUUAUAAUUAGCUUGAUUUUAAUACCAACAAUACCACUUUUAUUAUAUGCUAUUGGACUUUUAUUACCCUCAAGCCAUACCAUUAGUCGUUCAGCAAAAUAUAAUACUACAGCUGAGAUCCUUUGGGCUAUUUUAACAAGUGUUGAAGAUUAUCCUGCUUGGCGUUCAAAUAUUGAUCGAGUAACUGUUCGUAGAGAUGAAUUUGAAGAUGAACUUAACAAAUAUGAUGAUAGCCAUCGACUGACGUUUGUGGAAUAUACCAAAAAAGAUCGCCGUACAGUAGUAAUGCAUAUUGAACAGACAUAUGCAAAAAAAUUGUUACGGGUUUUGGAAGAAAGGCCGUAUAUUGCUCCAGGAGAACAAGUACCUCAAAAGAAUUCUACUUUUACUGGCUCUUGGACAUUUACACUUGAACCUGUUGAAGGGGAGAGAGCAGUUAUAUUGAAGAUUACAGAACAAGGCGUGAUUAAAAAGCCUAUGGUUCGAGUUUCUCAUCGAUUAUUCUUUGGCUAUCAUCGUCGAAUUGAUCGUUUUCUUAAGGAUUUAACAAAAGAAGUCGACUUGGGAAUCCUUGACAAGUUAGAGGAAGAAGAAAGAAAAAACCAAGAAGUAGAGACAAUUCAAGAAGAAGAUGAAUAUGAGGAAAGACCUGACGAAAGCAUGAUUCAAUCGUCUGUUACAGCACCUUUAUUAAAUGAUCAUAUGACAGAGUCAAAAUUACUUGAUAAAGAAUGGGAGAUAAUUAAAGAUUAA